Messenger RNA from Xiphophorus couchianus (Monterrey platyfish), 1166 nucleotides. It is a transcript of the gene marc1, whose product is annotated as mitochondrial amidoxime reducing component 1. Gene Ontology annotation, molecular function: molybdopterin cofactor binding; nitrate reductase activity; molybdenum ion binding. Gene Ontology annotation, cellular component: mitochondrial inner membrane. NCBI's taxonomy places the organism in Eukaryota, Metazoa, Chordata, Actinopteri, Cyprinodontiformes, Poeciliidae. Gene Ontology annotation, biological process: nitrate metabolic process. The record is from RefSeq and is a predicted model, not a curated record. Bases 56 to 1045 code for a protein of 329 amino acids. The transcript is spliced from 7 exons.
UCUUUAAAAAAAAGUUCAACGUCGAGAGAAAAGUCUGCGAGAGAGCGAGUCCAAAAUGGAUCUGAAGGAGCUGGCUGCGAACGCGUUGGCCCAGAAUAAGAAAGCGGCUCUUCUGGUCGGCGCAGCCGGAGUCGCACUGCUGGGAUUUGGACUCGGAUAUAAAUACAUGCGAAAGCCAGAAAAAGCCGUUCGCGUGGGCGUCGUGUCGCAGAUCCUCAUUCACCCUCUCAAGUCGGGCAAAGCGGUGCCUGUGAGCGUCGCAGAAUGCCAGAAAAUGGGGCUGAAGGCUGGAGAGUUGGAGGAUCGACACUGGCUGGUGGUGACGGAGGAAGGCAACAUGGUGACGGCCAGACAGGAGCCCCGUCUGGUCCUGGUGUCCCUGUCCUGCCAGGGCGGCUACGCUACUUUGAAUGGACCAGACAUGGAGGAGCUGAAGUUCCCAGUGAAGCAGCCUGAGAAUCUCAUCCUCAACUGCAGAGUGUUUAGCAAGGACAUUCAGGGCAGGAACUGCGGCGACAAGGCGUCCCAUUGGCUCACCACUUUCCUCGGAGGCGAGAAAACGUUUCGUUUGGUGCAUUAUGAGCCUCACAUGAAGCCAAGGAGGCCGGCUGAGAGCGAGCCUCUUUACCCCCAGUUUGAGCAGGUGGCGUACCCAGAUUAUGGGCCCAUCAUGCUGCUGUCUGAGGCAUCUGUUCAGGAUCUCAGCAGCAAACUGGAUCAGGAGGUCACCACGGAGCGCUUCCGCCCGAGCAUUGUGAUAGGCGACUGUGAGCCAUUCGAUGAGGAUUCUUGGGAAGAGAUCCAGAUCGGCAGCGUGAGGCUGCAGCGUGUAAUGUCAUGUGGAAGGUGCAUUUUGACCACAGUUGACCCAGAGACGGGUGUGAUGAGCAGGAAGGAGCCGCUGGAAACUCUGAAAAGCUAUCGACUGUGUAAGCCAUCAGAGAAGCACAUCUACAAAAAGGCUCCGCUGUUCGGGCAGCUGCACACCGUCAAGAAGACAGGCGUCCUACAUGUUGGCGAAGAGGUCUACAAGAUCAUCCGCUAAACGCAGCAACGUCACAUCCAGCCGGAGAAGUGUUUUGAUAUUAGCAGACUGGACUCCUUGUGCUGCAUCUGAAUCCCAAUCCCAACUGAAAUGUGAAUAAAGAGCAUUCCUAUCACUUGCA